AGAUUUGUUUGACAAUCCUUCUUGGAAAACUUGAGAGCGUGUGCUCUUCAGUUGGUGCAAGCUUCUAUGCUCUCUCAGAGCCCUUAGAGUAGCAAACCUUCAAAAACCAAAGAUGGGCUCAAAGCAAAGUGUACCCUCAAGGCGCCAUUCUCUCAGCACCUAUGAAGUCAUGUUCGCAGCUCUCUUUGCCAUAUUGGUGGUGCUCUGUGCUGGUUUAAUUGCAGUGGCCUGGCUGUCAAUCAAGGGAUCAGAAAGAGAUGCAGCAUUUGGAAAAAGUCAUGAAGCCAGAGGGACAUUGACAAUAACAUCCGGAGUUACAUAUAAUCCUAAUUUGCAAGACAAACUCUCAGUGGAUUUCAAAGUUCUUGCUUUUGACAUUCAGCAAAUGAUAGAUGAUAUCUUUCAAUCAAGUAAUCUGAAAAAUGAAUAUAAAAACUCAAGAGUUUUACAAUUUGAAAAUGGCAGCAUUAUAGUCAUAUUUGACCUUCUCUUUGCCCAGUGGGUGUCAGAUGAAAAUGUAAAAGAAGAAAUGAUUCAAGGCAUUGAAGCAAAUAAAUCCAGCCAACUGGUCACUUUCCAUAUUGAUGUGAACAGCAUUGAUAUUUCAGCAUCUUUGGAGAAUUUCUCUACGAUAAGUCCUGCAACAACUUCAGACAAGCUAACUACCAGCAGUCCUCUGGCAACUCCAGGAAAUGUCUCAGUAGAGUGCCCACCUGAUUCAAGGCUGUGUGCUGAUGCUCUAAAGUGUAUAGCAAUUGAUUUAUUUUGUGAUGGAGAAUUGAACUGUCCGGAUGGCUCUGAUGAAGACAAUAAAAUUUGUGCCACAGCUUGUGAUGGAAGAUUUUUGUUGACUGGAUCUUCUGGGUCCUUCGAAGCUCCCCAUUAUCCAAAGUCUUCUAAUCCAAGUGUUGUUUGUCGGUGGAUUAUACGUGUAAACCAAGGACUUUCCAUUCAACUGAACUUUGAUUAUUUUAAUACAUAUUAUACAGAUGUAUUAAAUAUUUAUGAAGGUGUGGGUUCAAGCAAGAUUUUAAGAGCUUCUCUCUGGUCACAGAAUCCUGGCACAAUUAGGAUUUUUUCCAGUCAAGUUACUGCCACUUUUCUUAUACAAUCUGAUGAAAAUGAUUAUAUUGGCUUUAAUGCAACAUACACUGCAUUUAACAGCAAAGUGCUUAAUAAUUAUGAGAAAAUCAACUGUAAUUUUGAAGAUGGCUUUUGUUUCUGGAUCCAGGAUCUAAAUGAUGACAAUGAAUGGGAAAGGAUUCAGGGAAACACCUUUCCUCCCUCUACUGGUCCAAAUUUUGACCACACUUUUGGCAAUGAUUCAGGAUUUUACAUUUCCACCCCAACUGGACCAGGAGGGAGACGAGAAAGAGUAGGACUUUUAAGUCUCCUUUUAGACCCCACUUUGGAACCAGUCUGCCUUAGUUUCUGGUAUUAUAUGUAUGGUGAAAAUGUCUAUAACCUAAGCAUUAAUAUCAGCAGUGACCAAAACAUUGAGAAGACAAUUUUCCAAAAGGAAGGAAAUUAUGGAGAAAAUUGGAACUAUGGACAAGUAACAUUAAAUGAAACAAUGGAAUUUAAGGUUGCUUUUAAUGCGUUUAAAAACCCAUUCCUGAGUGAUAUAGCAUUGGAUGACAUUAGCCUAACAUAUGGGAUUUGCAAUGUGAGUCUUUAUCCAGAACCAACUUUGGUCCCAACUCCUCUGCCAGAACUUCCUACGGACUGUGGAGGACCUUUUGAACUGUGGGAGCCAAAUACAACAUUCAUGUCUAUGAACUUUCCAAACAACUACCCUAAUCAGGCUUUCUGCGUUUGGAAUUUAAAUGCACAAAAGGGAAAAAAUAUUCAGCUUCACUUUCAAGCAUUUGACUUAGAAAAUAUUGCAGAUGUUGUUGAAAUCAGAGAUGGUGAAGGAGAUGAUUCCUUGCUCUUAGCUGUGUACACAGGGCCUGGUCCAGUAAAGGACGUGUUCUCAACCACCAACAGAAUGACUGUGCUUUUUAUCACUGAUGAUGCGUUGGCAAAAGGGGGAUUUAAAGCAAAUUUCACUACUGGCUAUCACUUGGGGAUUCCAGAGCCCUGCAAGGAAGACAAUUUUCAGUGUAAGAAUGGACAGUGUGUCCCGCUGGUGAAUCUCUGUGACAGUUUUCCACACUGUAAGGAUGGCUCAGAUGAAGCGCAUUGUGUGCGUCUCUUCAAUGGCACGACAAACCGUGGUUUGGUGCAGUUCAGAAUCCAGAGCAUAUGGCAUGUAGCUUGUGCUGAGAACUGGACGAUCCACAUUUCAAAUGAUGUUUGUCAGCUGCUGGGACUAGGGAGUGGAAACUCAUCCAUGCCAAUCUUUUCUACUGGACAUGGACCGUUUGUACAACUAAACACAACACCUAAUGGCAGCUUAAUACUAACACCAAGUAAACGGUGCUUAGAGGAUUCACUGAUUCUGUUAGAAUGUAACCAUAAAUCAUGUGGAAAAAAACUGGUGGCUCAAGAAGUUAGCCCAAGGAUCGUUGGAGGAAACGAUUCCCGAGAAGGAGCCUGGCCUUGGAUCGUUGCUGUGUAUUAUAACGACCAGCUGCUCUGUGGGGCUUCUCUGGUCAGCAGGGACUGGCUUGUGUCGGCCGCCCACUGCGUGUAUGGGAGAAAUUUAGAGCCAUCUAAGUGGAAAGCAGUCCUAGGCCUGCAUAUGACAUCGAAUCUGACUUCUCCUCAAAUAGAAACUCGGUUGAUAGACCAAAUUGUCAUAAAUCCACACUACAAUAAACGGAGAAAGGACAGUGACAUCGCCAUGAUGCAUCUUGAAUCGAAAGUGAAUUACACAGAUUAUAUACAACCUAUUUGUUUACCCGAAGAAAAUCAAGUUUUUCCUCCUGGAAGAAUUUGUUCUAUUGCUGGCUGGGGGACACUUGUAUAUCAAGGUCCUCCCGCAGACGUACUGCAAGAAGCUGAUGUUCCCCUUCUAUCGAAUGAGAAAUGCCAACAAGAGAUGCCAGAGUAUAACAUUACAGAAAAUAUGGUGUGUGCAGGCUACGAAGAAGGAGGUGUAGAUUCUUGUCAGGGGGAUUCAGGAGGACCACUCAUGUGCCAAGAAAACAACAGAUGGUUCCUGGCUGGUGUGACGUCAUUUGGAUACCAGUGUGCACUGCCUAAUCGCCCAGGGGUGUGCUCCCGGGUCCCAAGGUUCACAGAAUGGAUACAAAGUUUUCUACAUUAGAGUGUUUCCUAAAGCUAAGAUGAAAAUCAGGCAGUUUUCCCAUUCCACUUUAAGAAGCAUGGAAAUUGAGAGUUUUGAAAAAAUCGUUUCUAAAAGCCUUGAUUCUUUACCUAAGCCGCCGAAAUGCUGGGGGAAAAAACAAAAACUAAUCUUUACAAUACAAAGUAACUUUAAAAUAAUAAAUUUUGAUUUUAUUGUGAACAGUUAUUCUUUCACAGAUAUUAUUUCCUUUGUUCUUAAUCAUUUUUAUCAUAUUCUCUUAUUUAAAGGAAUGUUAUUUUAAAGCAUACACUUAAAGUUUAAGCAAAAUUAGGAGAAGCAAAAUAAACUAUUUGCACAAAGUAUGUUAUUGUUUAAAAUAGACUGUUGUAAAUUAUCUAAUUCCAGCUUAGAUCACUAUUAUAAGAAUCUCAAUCAUUCUCCUGCUUUUCUAUCCAAAUGCAUUUCCAAUCCAACUUGAGCACAUCCUUAAUAUUUUCCCCACUUAUCAAAAAUAUUUAUUGUAGGCUCAUGUCACAGACCUGAACUAAAUCGAUUGCACAAUGCUCUCAAAUAAGCUAAUUAAACAGCAAAAUAGCACAAGUCCAUAUAUGGCCCUUGUAUCAAAAUUAAAGCUAAAUUAACUAAUAUUG
Molecule: messenger RNA, 3846 nt
Organism: Balaenoptera musculus (blue whale)
Lineage: Eukaryota; Metazoa; Chordata; Mammalia; Artiodactyla; Balaenopteridae
Gene: TMPRSS15
Product: transmembrane serine protease 15
Exons: 26
Coding region: 113-3214 (1033 amino acids)
Biological process (GO): proteolysis
Cellular component (GO): membrane
Molecular function (GO): protein binding; serine-type endopeptidase activity
Source: RefSeq, a predicted model, not a curated record